AUGCAGAUCUUUGUCAAGACUUUGACUGGCAAAACAAUCACUCUAGAAGUUGAGGCCUCAGACACAAUUGAAAAUGUAAAGGCAAAGAUCCAAGACAAGGAAGGUAUUCCUCCAGACCAACAGCGUCUCAUUUUCGCCGGCAAGCAAUUAGAAGAUGGUCGUACUCUAUCUGAUUACAAUAUCCAAAAAGAAUCUACACUCCAUUUAGUACUACGUCUGCGAGGUGGUAUGCAGAUCUUCGUCAAGACCUUGACUGGCAAAACCAUCACUCUGGAAGUUGAGCCAUCUGACACAAUUGAAAAUGUGAAAGCAAAAAUCCAAGACAAGGAAGGUAUUCCUCCAGACCAACAGCGUCUCAUUUUCGCCGGCAAGCAGUUGGAAGAUGGUCGCACUCUAUCAGAUUACAAUAUCCAAAAAGAAUCAACGCUCCAUUUGGUUUUGCGUCUGAGAGGUGGUAUGCAGAUCUUCGUCAAGACCUUGACUGGCAAAACAAUCACUCUAGAAGUUGAGGCCUCAGACACAAUCGAAAAUGUAAAGGCAAAGAUCCAAGACAAGGAAGGUAUUCCUCCAGACCAACAGCGUCUCAUUUUCGCCGGCAAGCAAUUAGAAGAUGGUCGUACUCUAUCUGAUUACAAUAUCCAAAAAGAAUCUACACUCCAUUUAGUACUACGUCUGCGAGGUGGUAUGCAGAUCUUCGUCAAGACCUUGACUGGCAAAACCAUCACUCUGGAAGUUGAGCCAUCUGACACAAUUGAAAAUGUGAAAGCAAAAAUCCAAGACAAGGAAGGUAUUCCUCCAGACCAACAGCGUCUCAUUUUCGCCGGAAAGCAGUUGGAAGAUGGUCGCACUCUAUCAGAUUACAAUAUCCAAAAAGAAUCAACGCUCCAUUUGGUUUUGCGUCUGAGAGGUGGUAUGCAGAUCUUCGUCAAGACCUUGACUGGCAAAACAAUCACUCUAGAAGUUGAGGCCUCAGAUACAAUCGAAAAUGUAAAGGCUAAGAUCCAAGACAAGGAAGGUAUUCCUCCAGACCAACAGCGUCUCAUUUUCGCCGGAAAGCAGUUGGAAGAUGGUCGUACUCUAUCUGAUUACAAUAUCCAAAAAGAAUCUACACUCCAUUUAGUACUGCGUCUGAGAGGUGGUAUGCAGAUCUUCGUCAAGACCUUGACUGGCAAAACAAUCACUCUAGAAGUUGAGGCCUCGGACACAAUUGAAAAUGUUAAGGCAAAGAUCCAAGACAAGGAAGGUAUUCCUCCAGACCAACAGCGUCUCAUUUUCGCCGGCAAGCAGUUGGAAGAUGGUCGCACUCUAUCAGAUUACAAUAUCCAAAAAGAAUCUACACUCCAUUUAGUACUGCGUCUGCGAGGUGGUAUGCAGAUCUUCGUCAAGACCUUGACUGGCAAAACCAUCACUCUGGAAGUUGAGCCAUCUGACACAAUUGAAAAUGUGAAAGCAAAAAUCCAAGACAAGGAAGGUAUUCCUCCAGACCAACAGCGUCUCAUUUUCGCCGGAAAGCAGUUGGAAGAUGGUCGUACUCUAUCUGAUUACAAUAUCCAAAAAGAAUCUACACUCCAUUUAGUACUGCGUCUGAGAGGUGGUAUGCAGAUCUUCGUCAAGACCUUGACUGGCAAAACAAUCACUCUAGAAGUUGAGGCCUCGGACACAAUUGAAAAUGUUAAGGCAAAGAUCCAAGACAAGGAAGGUAUUCCUCCAGACCAACAGCGUCUCAUUUUCGCCGGCAAGCAGUUGGAAGAUGGUCGCACUCUAUCAGAUUACAAUAUCCAAAAAGAAUCGACGCUCCAUUUGGUUUUGCGUCUGAGAGGUGGUAUGCAGAUCUUCGUCAAGACCUUGACUGGCAAAACCAUCACUCUGGAAGUUGAGCCAUCUGACACAAUUGAAAAUGUGAAAGCAAAAAUCCAAGACAAGGAAGGUAUUCCUCCAGACCAACAGCGUCUCAUUUUCGCCGGCAAGCAGUUGGAAGAUGGUCGCACUCUAUCAGAUUACAAUAUCCAAAAAGAAUCAACGCUCCAUUUGGUUUUGCGUCUGAGAGGUGGUAUGCAGAUCUUCGUCAAGACUUUGACUGGCAAAACAAUCACUCUAGAAGUUGAGGCCUCAGACACAAUCGAAAAUGUAAAGGCAAAGAUCCAAGACAAGGAAGGCAUUCCUCCAGACCAACAGCGUCUCAUUUUCGCCGGCAAGCAGUUGGAAGAUGGUCGCACUCUAUCAGAUUACAAUAUCCAAAAAGAAUCGACGCUCCAUUUGGUUUUGCGUCUGAGAGGUGGUAUGCAGAUCUUCGUCAAGACCUUGACUGGCAAAACAAUCACUCUAGAAGUUGAGGCCUCAGACACAAUUGAAAAUGUUAAGGCAAAGAUCCAAGACAAGGAAGGCAUUCCUCCAGACCAACAGCGUCUCAUUUUCGCCGGCAAGCAGUUGGAAGAUGGUCGCACUCUAUCAGAUUACAAUAUCCAAAAAGAAUCGACGCUCCAUUUGGUUUUGCGUCUGAGAGGUGGUAUGCAGAUCUUCGUCAAGACCUUAACUGGCAAAACCAUCACUCUGGAAGUUGAGGCCUCAGACACAAUCGAAAAUGUAAAGGCAAAGAUCCAAGACAAGGAAGGCAUUCCUCCAGAUCAACAGCGUCUCAUUUUCGCCGGCAAGCAGUUGGAAGAUGGUCGCACUCUAUCGGAUUACAAUAUCCAAAAAGAAUCGACCCUCCAUUUGGUAUUGCGUCUGAGAGGUGGUAUGCAGAUCUUCGUCAAGACCUUGACUGGUAAAACAAUCACUCUAGAAGUUGAGGCCUCAGACACAAUUGAAAAUGUUAAGGCAAAGAUCCAAGACAAGGAAGGUAUUCCUCCAGACCAACAGCGUCUCAUUUUCGCCGGCAAGCAGUUGGAAGAUGGUCGCACUCUAUCAGAUUACAACAUCCAAAAAGAAUCGACGCUCCAUUUGGUUUUGCGUCUGAGAGGUGGUAUGCAGAUCUUCGUCAAGACCUUAACUGGCAAAACCAUCACUCUGGAAGUUGAGGCCUCAGACACAAUCGAAAAUGUAAAGGCAAAGAUCCAAGACAAGGAAGGCAUUCCUCCAGAUCAACAGCGUCUCAUUUUCGCCGGCAAGCAGUUGGAAGAUGGUCGCACUCUAUCGGAUUACAAUAUCCAAAAAGAAUCGACCCUCCAUUUGGUAUUGCGUCUGAGAGGUGGUAUGCAGAUCUUCGUCAAGACCUUGACUGGUAAAACAAUCACUCUAGAAGUUGAGGCCUCAGACACAAUUGAAAAUGUUAAGGCAAAGAUCCAAGACAAGGAAGGUAUUCCUCCAGACCAACAGCGUCUCAUUUUCGCCGGCAAGCAGUUGGAAGAUGGUCGCACUCUAUCAGAUUACAACAUCCAAAAAGAAUCGACGCUUCAUUUGGUGCUCAGACUGCGGGGUGGUAUUUAAAAAAUUAAUUAAAAGAAAAAUAAAUGGAUUUUGCAUUUAAAA
This is a messenger RNA of Nymphalis io (European peacock), 3468 nucleotides long. Its product is annotated as polyubiquitin-A. Gene Ontology annotation, cellular component: cytoplasm; nucleus. The coding region runs from base 1 to 3426 and encodes 1141 amino acids. Gene Ontology annotation, molecular function: protein tag activity; ubiquitin protein ligase binding. The record is from RefSeq and is a predicted model, not a curated record. NCBI's taxonomy places the organism in Eukaryota, Metazoa, Arthropoda, Insecta, Lepidoptera, Nymphalidae. The transcript has 2 exons. Gene Ontology annotation, biological process: protein ubiquitination; modification-dependent protein catabolic process.